GAUGUGAACACCGCUGUCAUGGAGCUGCUGAUAAUGGCGUAUGCACUGAAGACUUCCUGUGCCAGGAACAUCAUUGGGGUCAUCCCCUACUUCCCCUACAGCAAACAGAGCAAAAUGAGGAAGAGAGGCUCUAUAGUCUGCAAGCUGCUGGCCUCAAUGCUCGCCAAGGCAGGUUUAACACACAUUAUCACUAUGGACCUUCAUCAAAAGGAAAUUCAAGGCUUCUUUAGCUUCCCAGUCGACAACCUGAGAGCAUCCCCUUUCUUGCUUCAGUAUAUACAGGAAGAAAUUCCAGAUUACAGGAACGCAGUUAUUGUAGCCAAAUCUCCUGAUGCAGCUAAAAGGGCUCAGUCCUACGCUGAGAGACUACGGCUGGGACUAGCAGUGAUCCAUGGAGAGGCUCAGUGUACAGAGCAGGACAUGGACGAUGGACGUCCCUCCCCUCCGAUGGUCAAAAAUGCAACUGUGCGUCCUGGUCUGGAGCUGCCGU
This is a messenger RNA of Leptosomus discolor (cuckoo roller), 490 nucleotides long. NCBI's taxonomy places the organism in Eukaryota, Metazoa, Chordata, Aves, Leptosomiformes, Leptosomidae. The record is from RefSeq and is a predicted model, not a curated record.